UUUAUCACACUGAGAUUUUAGUAUGAUAUGUACUGAAGACGUUUGGCAAUGCUUUGUAGGUUCUUGGACUUGAGGUGAAUGGCAGUCACAGACACCCAGAAUCCUUUAGUUGCAGAAAUGACCUGCAGUACUUUGCUGCAGAAGCUUCAGGAAAUUUGGGAUGAAGUUGGUGAAAGCGAUGAGGAGAGGGAUAAGAUGCUUCUCCAAAUAGAACAAGAGUGCUUGGAUGUUUACAAGAAGAAAGUUGAACUGGCAGCAAUGUCAAGGGCUCAGCUUCUACAAGCUCUGUCAGAUGCCAAAAUAGAGCUUUCAACUCUCUUAUCUGCCCUUGGGGAUAAAAGUUCUGUUGGAACUCCUGAGAAGACUUCUGGAACAAUCAAGGAGCAACUUGAAGCUAUAGCACCAGCUCUUGAACAGUUGUGGAAACAGAAAGAAGAGAGAGUGAGGGAAUUCUCCGAUGUGCAAUCACAGAUACAAAAGAUUUGUGGUGAAAUUUCUGGGAGCUUGAGCACUAAUGAGACUCCUGUGGUUGAUGAAUCUGAUCUUUCCUUGAAGAAGUUGGAUGAGUACAAUGCUCACCUUCAGGAACUUCAGAAGGAGAAGAGUGAGAGACUGCACAAGGUGCUUGAAUUUGUGAGCAGUGUACAUGAUCUAUGUGCUGUCCUUGGUUUGGACUUCUUUAGCACUGUAACUGAUGUUCAUCCCAGCUUGAACGAAUCUACUGGUGUUCAAUCCAAAAGCAUUAGCAAUGAUACAUUGGCAAGGUUGGCUAGAACAGUCCUGGAGCUGAAGGAAGAUAAGAAACAGAGGCUCCACAAGCUUCAAGAGCUAGCGACUCAAUUGAUUGAUCUGUGGAACCUGAUGGACACUCCGGAUGAUGAAAGGAAAUUGUUUGACCAUGUUACGUGCAACAUAUCGUCUUCAGUUGAUGAAGUUUAUGUGCCUGGUUCUCUUGCCCUAGAUCUCAUUGAGCAGGCUGAAGUUGAAGUUGAAAGGCUUGAUCAGCUAAAAUCCAGCAGGAUGAAAGAAAUAGCCUUCAAAAAGCAAUCAGAACUUGAAGAGAUAUUUGCCCAUGCUCAUGUAGAGAUUGAUCCAGAGUCCGCUCGGGAAAAAAUCAUGGCAUUGAUAGAUUCUGGGAAUGUAGAGCCUGCUGAGUUACUAGCCGACAUGGAUAGUCAAAUAUCAAAGGCCAAAGAUGAAGCUCUUAGCAGAAAGGACAUUCUGGACAAGGUGGAGAAAUGGAUGUCUGCAUGUGAAGAAGAAAGCUGGCUGGAAGACUACAAUCGGGAUGAUAACAGGUAUAAUGCAAGUAGAGGUGCACAUUUGAAUCUCAAGCGAGCAGAAAAAGCCAGAAUUCUGGUCAACAAAAUUCCAGCCCUAGUUGAUACCUUGGUUGCCAAAACUCGGGCAUGGGAAGAGGAACGGGGCUUGCAAUUUACAUAUGAUGGCGUUCCUCUACUUGCCAUGCUUGAUGAAUACGCCAUGCUUAGGCAGGAAAGGGAAGAGGAGAAGCGGAGGAUGAGAGAUCAGAAGAAGCAUCAUGAGCUGCAAAACACAGAGCAAGAAGCCAUCUUCGGUUCGAGGCCUAGUCCAGCCCGACCGGCUGGUCCCAAGAAGGUGGUUGGACCGAGAGCAAAUGGAGGAGGCUCGAAUAAUGGAACUCCGAACAGGCGUCUGUCUUUGAACACUCCUCAGAAUGGCAGCAGAUCGGCAAGUAAAGAGAGAAGGGAGGCGAGGCUUUCUGCUCCUACUAAUUACGUUGCUAUAUCGAAGGAGGAUGCUGCCUCCCAGGUCUCUGGUACUGAACCGGUUCCCGCUUCACCAUAGUGGAGCUGAAGAUUGAAACGAAGAACGAGAGCGAAAGAUGUAGGCUUUAUACCAUUUGCACAACAUUAAUGUUGUUAUUAGUACUAGUUGUAGUUCGUUGUUGUAGUGGUAUAGAUGUGAAGGAGACAUGAGAAACCGGAGUGUUUAAGAAUGUAGUAGCUGUCUGCCCCCCUGGUCUUGUGUAUUUUUGCCGGUUUGGAGUUUUUCUUUUAGUCUGCUGCAAAUCAUAUGUUGAGGAUCUCUUCUGCCUGAAUCCCUUUGCACUGUUACUUUCCUAGCAACUAAUGUUCUCUCCAACUUGCCCAUUGAAUCAAAAUUCAAGGUAAGUUUUAAACAACAAAA
This is a messenger RNA of Linum tenue, 2169 nucleotides long. Lineage: Eukaryota; Viridiplantae; Streptophyta; Magnoliopsida; Malpighiales; Linaceae. The record is from the annotation of a GenBank genome assembly.